Molecule: messenger RNA, 735 nt
Organism: Adineta ricciae
Lineage: Eukaryota; Metazoa; Rotifera; Eurotatoria; Adinetida; Adinetidae
Source: the annotation of a GenBank genome assembly
AUGGCGAUAAACGACGAUCUACCUUCUGCCAAGCCAGUAACGACGGUCAAUGUUUCAUCAUCUUCCUCAACAUCAUCAUCAUCUCCCUCGUUAUAUCGCCGUCGAUGCUCACUGCAAGUGGCAACAAGUAAUAGUGCGACCUUCAUUCAAUUUCCUAACAGUGCGCGUCAGUCGCUAUCAUUCAUUCCGGUCUGUCGACCACGAACAAGUCACUCUUCGAUGCGUGUACCCUCGCAAACAACGGACACUCAAUCGCUAUCAAAUCAAUCGAAAUUAUCAGCUAAUGCCCCAUCGUCUAGUAAUAUUAGCGAUGAACAUAAACGUAGUCAUUCACAUCAUCGUAUCAAUCCAAUUCUGAACAACCCUCUUCUAAAUCACCGCAAAGAACAACCUAAAACACCGCCGAUUAAAUCUCAAGAAUAUUCCCGCACAACGAGAUUAUGUCUCUCGUCCAGACCGAUGAAGCAAACAUCGAAUGAAAACUAUUUAUCAACAGCUCGCGCGCGUACGGCUCCACUUCUCGCUCAUGAAAAUGCACCAGUUUCGGACAUUUCCGAUGGGUUUCUUGCACCGAUUGAAAAGAAAACUCCCGACGACCAGUUUCCAUAUGUAGAUACAGUCAAAUACGAUUACAUCACUCGGUGGCUAAAUGAAAUCCGCGCGGCGACCUAUUCAACUGAACCCAACCGCGGCAAGUCCAAACGAACGAAACGACGUCUGACACCAACCUCAUAA